Messenger RNA from Penicillium cataractarum, 1914 nucleotides. Its product is annotated as serine/threonine protein kinase CBK1. Gene Ontology annotation, molecular function: protein serine/threonine kinase activity; ATP binding. The record is from RefSeq and is a predicted model, not a curated record. The transcript is spliced from 4 exons. Lineage: Eukaryota; Fungi; Ascomycota; Eurotiomycetes; Eurotiales; Aspergillaceae. The coding region runs from base 1 to 1914 and encodes 637 amino acids. Gene Ontology annotation, biological process: intracellular signal transduction; peptidyl-serine phosphorylation.
AUGGAUUCCAACAACAACAAUAACCGCAUGAACAUGAACUACGGGUACAAUGACCGCAACUACAACGCGGCCAACAACCGCGCCUAUCCCACUACCCCCUCCGCGUUCCCUCAGCCCAUCUAUCAGACUCAGGGGGCCCAGGACUAUGUCGACCCCUCCAAUCCUGCCUACGCACCCGGAUACUUCAUGGCCAACCCAUACCCCGCGCAGGCACAGUAUGCCCAGCAGCAGCAACAGCAGUACGCGCAGCAGCAGGCUCUGCAAUCGCCCCAACCCGCCUAUCAGACUCGCGUAGGCUACGCCAACGAUGGAACGAACGGUCUCAUCCAGCAGUUCUCCAACCAGGACCUCAACGCCAACCGUGGAGGCUUCUUCAACCGGGCGGCCUCCCCCGCUUCUCGCCCUCGGACUGCUGGAGGAUCUCCCGCUGGCCAGGCGCAGGCCGCGCACUUGGCCCCUCCAGUGCCUCGCAGCCCUCGCCCGCCGGCGGAGAAUGAGGAGCUGCAGCGAUUCCCUGAUCGCUACUCGGAGAAUGUGCACAAGCGCGGCAAGGCCGCAAAGGAGUUGGUGACGGUCUUCUUCCAUGAGAACAUUGAACGGGCCCGGGAUCGCAACAUGCGCUCCGUUGACCUCGACAAGACUCUACAAGACCCGAGCAUUCCUUCCACCAAGAAGCGCCAAGAGGCCGAAGGCAUCUCCAAGAGGGAAUCGGAUUUCCUUCGAUUCCUCCGUACCAAGGAAACCCCUCAGAACUUCCAGACCAUUAAGAUCAUUGGCAAGGGUGCAUUCGGUGAAGUGAAAUUGGUGCAGCGCAAGACGGAUGGCAAGAUCUACGCCCUCAAGUCUCUCAUCAAAUCGGAGAUGUUCAAGAAGGACCAGUUGGCACAUGUUCGUGCCGAGCGUGAUAUUCUGGCAGACUCGAAGGAUAACCCAUGGUUGGUGAAGCUGCACGCCUCAUUCCAGGAUGCGGCGUACCUUUACUUGCUUAUGGAGUUCUUGCCUGGUGGUGAUUUGAUGACUAUGCUCAUCAAGUACGAAAUUUUCUCUGAGGACAUCACUCGUUUCUACAUGGCUGAGGUGGUUAUGGCUAUCGAGGCCGUUCACAAGCUCGGCUUCCUUCAUCGUGACAUCAAACCUGACAACAUUCUUCUUGACCGCGGUGGCCAUGUCAAGCUCACUGAUUUCGGUCUUUCAACCGGUGGCAAGAAGACUCACGACAACGCUUAUUAUCAGAACCUCCUCAAGAACUCCACGUCAAAGGACCGGAACCGUAACUCCGGUUACUUCAACGAUGCCAUCAACUUGACUGUCUCCAACCGUGGCCAGAUCAACACUUGGCGAAAGUCUCGCCGCGCUAUGGCGUACUCGACUGUUGGAACCCCCGACUACAUUGCGCCCGAGAUCUUCAAUGGUCAAGGUUACACCUAUCUGUGCGAUUGGUGGUCUGUGGGUGCCAUCAUGUUCGAGUGUCUCGUUGGCUGGCCUCCUUUCUGCGCCGAGGAUACCACCGACACUUAUCGCAAGAUCGUGAACUGGCGCGAGUGUCUGUACUUCCCCGAUGAGCUGGUUCUCUCCCGUGAGUCUGAGUCAUUGAUCCGAAGCUUCCUGUGUGACCCUGAGCACCGUAUCGGUAGCGAGGGUGGUCAACAUGGUGGUGCGACCCAAAUCAAGAACCACCCCUUCUUCCGAGGUGUCGUGUGGGACCAGCUGCGCAGCAUUCGCGCACCCUUCGAGCCCAGACUCAGCUCGAACAUUGACGUGUCGUACUUCCCGAUUGACGAGAUUCCUCAGGAGGAUACUAGCGCCAUUCAUCGUGCUCAGGCUCGGGCUAUGCCAGAUUCACAGGAGGCUGAGAUGAGCUUGCCCUUCAUCGGCUACACUUACAAGGCCUUUAACGCUUUCCAAAGUAGUUAA